Messenger RNA from Cotesia congregata, 3858 nucleotides. Lineage: Eukaryota; Metazoa; Arthropoda; Insecta; Hymenoptera; Braconidae. The record is from the annotation of a GenBank genome assembly.
AUGUCACGUAAUUUGAUUGUAUUACUUCUCUCAUCUUGUAUUAUUUACGCGCAAUUGAACAACGUGGAGGGAAAAAAAGGUUUUGGUAAAGGAGAACAAGACUGGAGCUAUGAAGAAGUAAGACCAGGUGCUCACAUGUUCUGGUGGCUUUACUAUGCGAAUCCACCAAACAAAUCUGCGAAUUUCAAUGCUUUGUCAAAACCACUAGUAAUUUGGAUCCAUGGUGGACCUGGAAGUUCAGCUACCGGUUACGGAAACUUUGAAGAAAUCGGUCCGUAUGAUCUUUUCGGUCAAUACCGUAAUCUCACUUUGGUCAAUGAUUACAAUGUUUUGUUCAUCGACAACCCGGUCGGCUCUGGAUUCAGUUAUGUUGAUAACGAAUCUGCUUAUGCCCAAAAUAAUGCGCAAAUAGCGAGAGAUCUGUUGGAAUGUAUCAAGCGAUUUUUGCAGAAAAUUCCAGCAUUCAAAAAUAUCCCUACGUACAUUUUUGGAGAAUCGUAUGGUGCUAAAAUGGGGGCGGAACUGGCUACAGUUUGGUACAAGGCUCAAAAAUGUAAUGAUGUUCAAAGUAAACUAAAAGGAGUUCUUUUGGGUUCUCCUUGGAUUUCUCCGAUUGAUAUUGUCUUAUCUUGGCCACAAUUUUUGUUAAAUACUGGUAUUGUUGACACCGUUGGUGCGAGAAGGAUAGAAGCAUCCGCCAGAAAAGCUGAUGAAUCUGUAAAAGCCGAAAAUUGGAAAGCAGCUACUGACGCUGAAGUUGAUACCUUGAAUACUAUUGGACAAGUCAGUGACAAUAUUACACAAUUCAACAUUCUUAUUGAAAGAAGUAGCCAUGCAGGAGUACAAAAUUUUACAACCCGUUUCCCAAAACCGCCUAAAACAGCAGAGCAUUGGGCAGAGCUGGUUCGGUUUGUGAAUACUGACGUGAAACGAGCUUUAGGACUAACUUCAAACUGGGUUAUGGAUUCAGAAAAAGUCGCUGAAGUCCUUUGGUCAGAUAUCUUCAAGCCUGGUGUCAGUUUCGUUGAGGAAUUGUUGAACGAAACGAAUUUGAAAGUUUAUAUCUACAACGGGCAGCUGGAUUUGAUCUGUGCCUUGCCGGGAACUCUCAAGUGGGUGGAAAAUUUAAAAUGGAAACAUGAUGAUGCUUGGAAAAAUUCACCAAGAGUCCCAUUCUCUGUUGACGGCAUUCUCGAGGGAUACGUCAAGGCAUAUAAGAAAUUCAAGAUACUACUACUGACAAUCCCUACGCUACAACUGCAAUUGUCCAAGAUCUCACGACACGUGAAUAAAGUGGAAGGCAAAAAAGGUUUUGGUCCAGGGGACCAAGAAUGGGGAUACGUAACAGUUCGACCAAGUGCUCACAUUUUUUGGUGGCUUUAUUACGUAAAUCCGCCUGAAAAACCGACAAAUUUUGAUCCACUGUCAAAACCGCUGAUGAUAUGGAUUCACGGUGGACCAGGAGGAUCUGGUGCAGGAUAUGGUAACUUCAUGCAGUUCGGCCCUCUUGAUAUUUUCGGCCACCGUCGAAGUUACACUUGGGUCAAUGACUACAAUGUUCUGUUUAUCGACAACCCGGUCGGCUCUGGAUUCAGUUACGUGAGCGAUGAAUCUGCUUACGCGAAAAAUAACACUCAGAUAGCCAAUGACUUGUUUAGAUGUGUUAAUAAAUUUUUCGAAGUAAUCCCAACAUUCAAAAGUGUUCCAACUUACAUUGUUGGAGAGUCCUAUGGUUCGAAAAUGGGAGUCGAAUUGGCCUCUAUUUGGUAUAAAGCUCAAACUUCUAACAGUAUACAAAGUAAUUUGAAAGGAGUUGUCUUGGGCGUACCCUGGAUUUCUCCAAUAAACUCAAUUCUUUCUUGGGGGUCAUUUCUACUAAAUACGGGAAUAGUAGACACUGCAGGUUACAAUGAAAUAGAAGCAGAAACUGAAAUAAUAAGACAAGCUAUAGAAGCCGGAAAAUGGACAGAAGCUACGGAUGCUAAGGAUGUUGCAUUUAAAAUCGUUGACCAAGUCAGCGCUCAUAUUUCUACUAGCAAUAUAAUAUCUGAGAGACAUUCGUAUGGAGGAAUAAAGAAUUACACUACUAUAUUUCCAAAACCACCGAAACCACCAGAUAAUACAACAAAGCUAGUUAGUUUUAUGAACAAUGAAGUAAAGCAAGCUUUGGGACUUAUUUCUUCUUGGGUUUUGAAUCCACGAAUUGUUGUUGAUAAUAUUAGAUGUGAUAUUUUGAAACCUGUUGUCUACAUUGUCGAAGAGUUAUUGAACGAAUCUGAUUUAAAAGUUUCUGUAUACGCUGGACAAUUUGAUUUGGUCGUUGCCUUACCUGGUACUGUAAAAUGGGUGGAAAAUUUGAACUGGAAACACAUUGCUGCAUGGAAAAAAUCACCGAGACUUGCAUUUGCUGUUGAUAAUACCAUCGAAGGAUACGUCAAAUCAUACAACAAAUUGAAAAUGUUUUGGGUUCUUCGAUCGGGACAUUUGUGUAUAUUAUUCUGCUCAGCCCAAGAAAUACAAACGAGUUCCAAUCUCAAAAGUGUACCCCCUACCGUAGUCGCUCAUGACCGUACGCAUCUAGAUAGAGCAGAAGCUAAACCUGGCUUCGGACCUGGAGAUCAAGAUUGGGGAUACGUAAAAGUUCGAUCUGGUGCUUACAUGUUCUGGUGGCUGUACUACGCGAAUCCGCCAACGAAACCAGAUAAUUUCAAUGUCUACAGUAGGCCACUUCUGAUUUGGCUCCAAGGGGGACCUGGAGCUUCUAGUGCGGGCUUCGGAAAUUUCGGUGAAAUCGGCCCUCUUGAUGUCAAUCUCCAAAGAAGAAAUCACACUUGGGUUAACAACUACAAUAUUUUAUUCAUCGACAGCCCGGUUAACGCUGGGUUCAGUUUCAUUGACGGUAAUGUUACUCUUCCACGUGAUAACAAAGCGAUAGCUUACGAUCUUAUGAGGUGCAUGGAAGGAUUCUUGAAGGCCUAUACCCAGUUCCAAACAGUUCCAACCUACAUUAUUGCUGAAUCUUACGGCGGGAAAAUGGCGACGCAUUUUGCUUUACUUUGGGAUAAGGUCCAGCACCUCACAGAUGGUACUGAAAAGUUUAAGAGUAAUUUGAAAGGAAUUGGCUUGGGAGAUCCUUGGAUCUCACCAUUAGAGUCCAUUCUUUCUUACGCUCCCUUUUUAUUAAACACGGGGAUGAUAAAUUACAAAGGUUAUGAGAAAAUCCAACAGGCAGCAAGUUUGACAAAAUACGCGAUAGAUUUAGGAAACUGGUCUAACGCAAUCGAACAAUUUAAAAAUACAUGGAUUACUAUCAUUAAUUGCACAAAUAACAUUGAUUUGUACAAUCUUUUAGAAAAGAAAACACCGUUAUUUGAAUCGCAUCUAGCAUUUUCUUCUCUUGCUCAAAAAACUCAGCAAAAUGCAAGGUUUGACCAAAAACUAAAUUCCCUUAUGAACGGCAGUGUUAGAAGAACUCUGGGUCUUAUAAGGCCGUUCAAAGUACGUUCAUAUGACAUUAAACAUAGCUUGCGUGAAGACUUUUUGAAGCCAGUAACAAAUAUCGUUGAAAGAAUCCUCAAUGAAACAAAUCUCAAAGUAUUUAUAUACAACGGACAACUAGACGUUGUUAUUCCAACUUCCAGUACGCUCGCCUGGAUUGAAAAACUACAUUGGAAUGGCGCUGAAAAUUGGAAAAAAUCAGAACGGAAAGCAAUCACUAUUGAUAAUUACAUUGAAGGCUACGUACAAGGCUUCACAAAGUUAAAGAUGUUCUGGAUUAAUAGAGCUGGUCAUAUGGUACCAGAAGAUAAUUAUCAAGCAACACAUGUAAUGCUCCAUAUGCUAACUAAUGCAUCAUAA